Molecule: messenger RNA, 1728 nt
Organism: Sycon ciliatum
Lineage: Eukaryota; Metazoa; Porifera; Calcarea; Leucosolenida; Sycettidae
Product: glutathionyl-hydroquinone reductase YqjG-like
Exons: 1
Coding region: 178-1140 (320 amino acids)
Cellular component (GO): cytoplasm
Molecular function (GO): glutathione transferase activity
Source: RefSeq, a predicted model, not a curated record
CCAUUCCCGUCGUACCGGUACGGACGUCGGUAGAGCGAUCCUGUAUGGUAAUUGGUAGAUCAACUACUAGUAGGAUUGUACUUGGUGAGAGCGCUAGCGGUGUAAAUAUAAAGUCAGGGCAGAACCUUUUUUUACAGCCGUCUCUGCCAUCGAUCGGAACAGUAGCUGACCGUGAACAUGGCCAAGGAGCUAUUUCUAAAGGCGAACAACGCCAAGGGAGAGUUUGUGCGAGUGGCGGCAUCGUUUCGGAAUUUCAUUCGUGCUGAUCCUCAGGCUAAGUUUCCUGCCGAGGCUGGACGUUAUCACCUGUACCUUUCCUUGGCCUGCCCAUGGGCGUCCAGAACAUACUUUCUUUUGAAAGCCAAAGGCCUGGAGAAGGUGAUCAGCAAGAGUGUGGUCCACUGGAAGAUCUCUGGAGAUCGGAGUUGGGAAUUUAUUCCUGGAAAGUACCGGUGUGAUGCGGAUACUGUAUUGGGUAAAGAGACGAUACGAGAAAUUUAUCAAACGUCUGAUCCUGGGUACUCGGGUCGCGUGACCGUCCCUGUGUUGUUUGAUAAGAAGACGAAGAAGAUCGUCAACAAUGAAUCGUCCGAAAUCAUCCGCAUGCUAAACACGGAGUUCAAUGAGUUUUGUGAGACGAGCGAGCAGAGAAAGCUGGAUCUGUACCCCGAAGAGCUGCGCAGCACCAUUGAGAAAUGGAACGAUUUCUGCUAUCCAAACGUAAACAACGGAGUGUACAGGAGUGGGUUUGCCACUUCUCAAGAAGCAUACGAUACAGCGGUGGCCCAGCUGUUUGAUGCGUUGGAUACGCUGGAGGAGCACUUGAGUCAGAACAGAUACUUGGCUGGCAGUACGUUUACGGAGGCCGACAUUCGUCUGUUUGUCACUCUCGUGCGCUUCGAUAUGGUCUACGUGGGUCACUUCAAAUGCAACAAGCGUCGCAUUGUCGAUUAUCCAAACCUUUGGGCGUAUACACGUGAGCUGUAUCAAAUGCCUGGCGUAGACGAGACGGUGGAUCGGUUUCACAUCGAGCAUCACUAUCAGGAGUCGCAUGGUCAGAUCAACCCGCACGGAAUUGUGGCCAUUGGCCCACAGCUAGACUUCACAAUCCCACAUGGACGCGACGUCCAGUUUGCAUGAUCAGUGUAAUGUCGCUGCAUAUAAUGAAUGGUAAAGGACCCUCCGCGAGUAGGUACGCAAUGUGAGUAGUUAAAUACCAUGCCAAUGGACUCCUGCAGUCAUGGGCCUGCAGAGUGCUAAACUUCUAUUCAGGUAUCAUCCGAUUUUCACUUGUGAAUUUUCCGCUCUUUACAAUUUCACGCCGGUCUUUUACGUUGAUUUUGAUGCUGAUGAUUCUUAGCCCGCUCUACCGAACCAAUUCAUAUUUGGGUUACAAAUGAACUCUAGAUGUAUCUGCUAAUACACAAGUGUUCAGGAUACUCAUCUUGAUACUCUCCACUCCACCAUGUCUCGAGUUUAAAGUCAUCCUUCCAAGUAGGCAUAUUCUUUUCAUUACUAAGAUUAUUAAAACUCGGAUGUGGACAGUUAGUCAUAACUCGUAACAUUUUGUCCUUUCUUUUAUCAAUGAUUACCAGGCUUACCUUUUUGUUGAAGUAGGUAUGUGCAGAACGUUACACAGUGCACAUUGAGUUUCUGGAUUAAAAUCGAACACGCUAAUCUCCUUCUCCCAUUACAUUGUGAUAAGGCCAUGGUGUGAUGUUGCUUCUA